Messenger RNA from Halteromyces radiatus, 1177 nucleotides. Its product is annotated as casein kinase II subunit alpha. The transcript has 6 exons. Gene Ontology annotation, biological process: protein phosphorylation; regulation of transcription by RNA polymerase III; regulation of transcription by RNA polymerase I. Lineage: Eukaryota; Fungi; Mucoromycota; Mucoromycetes; Mucorales; Cunninghamellaceae. The record is from RefSeq and is a predicted model, not a curated record. The coding region runs from base 46 to 1074 and encodes 342 amino acids. Gene Ontology annotation, molecular function: protein serine/threonine kinase activity; ATP binding. Gene Ontology annotation, cellular component: nucleus; cytosol; protein kinase CK2 complex.
UUCUCUUUCUUUCUCUUACACCUUUUAUUGUUUAUUUAUAAUAUCAUGGCCACUACGACCAGUUUGCCAUGUCAAAGUAUUGCAAGAUGUUAUGCUGACGUUAAUACCAAGAUGCCCGAAUCCUAUUGGGAUUAUGAUAAUCUUCAAGUACAAUGGGGAUCUCAAGAUAGUUAUGAAAUCAUUCGCAAGGUGGGAAGGGGAAAGUACUCUGAGGUAUUUGAAGGCAUCAACAUCACAAAUAACGAAAAAUGUGUCAUCAAAGUCUUAAAACCCGUCAAGAAAAAGAAAAUCAAACGGGAAAUCAAGAUCCUUCAAAACUUGGCCGGGGGUACUAAUGUAAUCGGGUUAUAUGAUAUUGUACGGGAUCCAUUGUCAAAAACGCCAGCUCUUAUUUUUGAAUAUGUCAACAAUACUGAUUUCAAGCUAUUGUACCCUAGAUUUACUGACUUUGACAUUCGAUUCUAUAUGUACGAACUACUUAAGGCUUUGGAUUUCUGUCACUCAAAAGGUAUCAUGCAUCGCGAUGUGAAGCCUCACAAUGUUAUGAUCGAUCACGAGAAACGUCAGUUACGAUUGAUUGAUUGGGGUUUGGCUGAAUUUUAUCAUCCUGGUACUGAAUAUAACGUUCGUGUGGCAUCAAGAUAUUUCAAGGGACCUGAAUUAUUGGUGGAUUUUCAAGAAUAUGAUUACAGUUUAGAUUUGUGGAGUUAUGGUUGUAUGUUUGCAAGCAUGAUUUUCCGCAAAGAACCUUUCUUCCAUGGACAUGACAAUUAUGAUCAAUUGGUUAAGAUUGCAAAAGUACUUGGAACAGAUGAAUUAUUCGCAUAUUUGGACAAAUACGACAUUGAAUUAGAUCAACAAUAUCAUGAUAUUCUUGGAAGAUAUCCUCGCAAACCAUGGUCGAAAUUUAUCAACAGUGAAAACCAUCGUUAUGUAUCAGACGAAGCCAUUGACUUUUUGGAUACCUUACUUCGCUAUGAUCAUCAAGAGAGGCCAACUGCCCAGGAAGCCAUGAAUCAUAAAUACUUUAUUCCCGUAGUAAAUCAAGCAGAAAAACUUGAAUCAUCACCAUAGUAUAGUAUUUCUUUUUUUUUCUUAUUAUUAUUAUUAUUAUUUUAUAUUUUUAUUUAUCUUUCUUUACUUUUAUUUCUCAGUAAACUUCAUAUUCAUUAUAUUA